AUGGAGAGCCGGACCAGUGCUGAGGCUGCCGAUUCCCAUGGGAUGGGAGUGGUGCGUGGACUGAGCUGGGUCUCUCCACAGGUGCCGGGUCAGGAGAUGUUGCGCUUCUGGUGUCUCGCCCUUGCCGUGGGCCUCCUGCCCUCCUCCCAGGGCCUCCUCAACCUGGGCAAUGUCCUUGGGCUGAGGCCAGGGCAACCCAAAGAUGGUCUGCUUGGAACUGGUCUUCUUGGCAGUGAAGGUCUCAUCAACAAAAAAAAUGGAUUGCUCGGCACGGGUCUUCUUGGUGAAGGUGGGCUGUUUGGUACCGGCCUCCUUAGCACGGGAAGUCCGAGUGGAAAAGAAAGUGGAGGUUCCACUGGUGCAGGAAAAGAAUCCAGCAGCUCUGGGGUCCUCGGGACAGGCCUCCUAGGAGGACAAUCUGGCAGCAGCGGUCUGCUCGGCACAGGCAUCCUUGGUGGAGAUGGUGUCCUUGGCACAGGCAUCCUUGGUGGAGAAAGCCUUGGCAAUGGUCUCCUCGGCAAUGGCCUCCUCGGCAAUACAAGCCUUCUUGGACAGAAAGGUUUGCUUGGCACAGGGCUGCUUGGAAAAGGAGGUCUCCUGGGCAAUGGAAGUCUCCUUGGUCUCGAUGGUCUGCUGGGUACAGGAGGACUGCUGGGCAAUGGAGACCCUGGCACGUCAACCCACUUCUCCUGGCUGAAGGUGCUGAACCUCGAGAACGUCCGAGUGUCGUGCAAGGUUGUUCACGGUAGCGAGUUCGUGCUGAACCUGUACUCGAAGCUGGUGCUCCGCUUGCCAGGGAUUUUUCAGUUUCUGAGCGGGUCCUCAGUGGAAACAAACAUCACAUCCCACAUCAUGCUGACCCAGGACACCCCCGGGGACCUCAAGCUGGUGUCUAAGGAUUGCAACAACCUGCUUGUGGGCUUCAACUUCAACCUGCGGAAGGGCUUUCUCACUAGCAUUGUGAGCCGUUUGCUGAACAAUUCUCUCCGGUCUCUCAUACCCGCACUGCUCUGCCCAUUGGUGAACAUCUGGGUCAGUAUCAUCAACAUUAAGCUUCAAUUCCUCAACCGUGUCGUCUCCUUCGGGCUCCUGGGGAAAAUCCACUCUGCCCUCUCCAGUUUGCCGGUGUCGUCCGGGCACUACAUGGAGCUGGAUCUGCAGAACUACCCAUUCCCAAGCGCCUUCAUCGACUGGCUCCUGCAGAGUAAGUCCAGGCACAAUGGGGAUCCCCACCGUGAGCCAGACAGGGGCAGCCGUGGCUCUGGGGAUGCUCACGGCGAUGCAGCCCUCAUGCGGCUUGUGGUGGGGAGGGGGUCCCCGUGGCCCUGGGGUGCUGCCGAAGCUUUCGGGUGCUGA
Molecule: messenger RNA, 1356 nt
Organism: Strigops habroptila (Kakapo)
Lineage: Eukaryota; Metazoa; Chordata; Aves; Psittaciformes; Psittacidae
Product: BPI fold-containing family B member 4-like
Exons: 9
Coding region: 1-1356 (451 amino acids)
Molecular function (GO): lipid binding
Source: RefSeq, a predicted model, not a curated record